CGGAUACACUGCUUUGGCCUGCAAUAUCUGGAAAAAUCAAAAUUUGAUCACGACCGACUGGUAAUAAAGACUCAAUCUCGACCCGGCAGCACGAUUCAGAAUUAGAAAAGUCGCUUCUGGACUCGGGGUCAAAAACUUCAGCCAGUGAAAUGGAAGAUAAUAAUGAGCAAGCUGGUACCAGUGAGUCCGAAACCUUUGACGAAAACGCAGACCUGGUCGCAGAAAAGCAGGACGAAUUGGCUUCUACCGCCAAUGAUGACGAAAACGGACACCGAGUAGAUGAACCACAAAACGAUCGACCUACUUUGGAAACUGAGGGGCAUCAAAAAAUUGAAGAUCAACCAGAGUCACUUGGAGUGCCGACAACAGAGGUAGACCGGAAGAGUUAUCAAACUGACACAUCGACAGCAAAAGAUUCCGACUCCGAAAAUGAGAAAGCAAACAGUGAUGAAAAAGGCGGAUCUCAAGAGAUGAUCCAAAACGAUAAUGACCUUCAACCAACAGAAGAAAUACCAACAGAGACGGAAACAAACGAAACUGAAACAAAUGAGAAUGACGCUCUUGAUAAUACUUCAGAAAAACCUAGCGAAGCAGAACCCUCAGCAAACGCUUCUGAAGAGCCAGUAAAGAAUAAUGAUAAAGAUACGGACUCUUCGCUUCCAGAAGAAAACUCACAGGAAACCAGUGAGAGCAAACUUGAUAACGAACCAAAUAUCGAGUUAGAAACUACACCUUCCAUAUCUGUGGAGCCUGCAACACAUGAAAAUUCGGAGGUGGACGAACCACAUUUUGAAGAACCUCCGAAAAACACGAAUGAAGAAGAAAGAUCAGACGAUGAUACAGGGGAUGCUUCUCCUUCAGAACCGUCAGCUAAUGAUGAUAGGCAGCAGAAAACAAUUAACGAAGGUUCCCUUCAAGAUUCGGAAGAAGAUCAACCAGUCGAAGAUGUAAGACAGGACUCCGAAUCCUUGGAUCCGAAACCACCGCUUCAGGUGGAGCCAACUCUCGAUGCUUCUGAUGGAGACGCUACUAUAAACUAUGCAAAUCAAAUAGAUUAUCCCACAGAAGACGAAGAGGAGAAGCAACCGGGUACUACAAAAAUCGAAUCAGAAAACGGAGAUCCAGAGUCAACAGAAAAUGAAGUUGUGAAUGAUGAAUUCCAAACUUUAGAAAACAAUCAAUCAGAAUCGGACAAAAAAAUAGAAGACAACAAAUCAGAAUCAGCAUCGGACGAAAAAUUAGAAGACAACAAAUCAGAAUUGGACGAAAAAAUUGAAGACAGCAAAUCAGAAUCAGAAUUGGAAAAGCUAGAAGACAACAAAUCAGAAUUGGACAAAAAAUUGGAUGAAAAUGAACAAACAUUAUUGCAUCCUGAAAUCGAUGCCGAGGUUGAGCCCAAAGUUGAUGAUGAUCCAAAUCAACUAAAAGAAGCUGAUAGCGAAACCGAAUAUGAUAGUAACAAUGCUGAAGCAAAAGUAGACUCCGAACCAGAGGGAAGUUAUGCUCCAAAUCAAUACAGUGAGAGGCAAGAUUCCGUUUCAGAUGAAUUGGAUCGUAAAGGCAACGAAAACACAGAAAAUGAUCAACUAGAAGUAAAUGCUGCAACUGAAAACUCAGAGCAGCAGAAAGAUGAAACAAAUUACGAACCUUCUGAUGAGCCGACAAAUGAAACAACCAACGAGUCAGAAACAGAAAAUACGAGAGAACAAGAGAGUCUUGCAGAAAGCCAGUCCAAACAGGAAAAUGACUCCAGCGGGGAGAAUUGGGAAACAAAACCGAGCCCAACGGAAGCAUCAAAAGUUAGCGAAAUGCCAGAACUGGAGCCGAAUGAUGCCAACUUCGGCAACGAAAAUGAAAAUUUCACAGAUAAACGAGAAGACGAUGAAGAAGGUCGUAAAGCAGGAGAAGUAUGUACGACAGUUCUAGAAGAACAAAGAGAAGACCCGAGCUAUGAAGGGCAAGAUUUUGACGAUGAAGUAGUAGCAACGGAAUCGCACGUCAUAGAAUCUGCUCCAUCAAUGGAACAAGAUUCUGCAAAUGAUGAUGAGGAGCAAUCGAUACACAAUGACUUCGUUCAAAAAGAUGAUGAGAUAGCUGAUGAUGAUAAUAGCAGCAUUCAGGUUACAGUUGACAAUGAUGAAAAACCAAAUGUUGGAAACGAUCAUGAAGGCGAUUCAACCAAAAAUUUAUCAUCGCAAGUUACUGAUGAAACUCCUGAAGACUUUGCCGAUGAUGCAACCUCGAAUUCUGAUGUCAACAAACAGAUGAUUGAGGAGGCCAGUGGCAUUUCUGAACCAAAUUUCGCAAAAACUGAUGAUGAAAACGACAAUAGGGCAACUAAUGAAGAGAAAGACGUGAAAGCUGCAGAAGAGAUGAGACCUGAGAAUACUUGGCAAGAAACCGAGGCAAGUGGAAAUUUCGUUUCCCAAAAAGAAAUUGAUUGUUCAGAAGAAGAAAAGCAACACGUAGAAACCGAGUCAGCAUCAGUAAUUUCUGAGGCGCCAGAAGAUGCAGAAGAGCAACGUGGGAAUUUGCAAGAGAAGGCUCCAGAAAUUGAGAAACCGUUAGAGGAGUUCGAAGAAAAACAAGAAGCGAAAUCUGUGGAACCAGUAGAAUCGGCUCUCAGCUUCUCCGAACACGAAAGUAUGGUUGCAGAAAAAUCAGUAGAAGUUGCACUUGAAAACCAAAAAGAGGUUGAGAGCGAACCAGACAAAGUCGAAUUAAGUUCCAGUCUCGCUAAGGAGUCAACUCCAAGUUUGCCGACCAAUCUAGAAACUCCUCCAGCAGCUGCAUCGGAAUCAACACACGAUGAAAACGUCGCUGAAACCCCAAAUGAAGCUCCGAAUGAUAUUUCAAUUGAGGCCACAGCUGAAGUCAAAAGCGAGGAAAACAUUGAAAAGUCUCCCGAUUCUGAAAGAAAAGUUGAAGACCAGCAGUCGGUUUCUGGUCAAAUUGACCAAACAGCGAUAGAAAAAACGACUGAGGCAGAUCAGGAUAGAAAAGACGCUGAUGCUGAAGCAACAAAACAAGAAGAGAAGUCAUUCGAUUCAAAUUUAGUCCCUGACUCAAAUGAAUCGAAAAAAGUUGAUGCAGAGCCACUUGAAGAAGAAGCAGAACAAUUAUCAACUGGACAAAAGGAAAAGGAAACGCCCAAGGAGUCAACUGAUGAAAAAGUUGAAGAGAGCAAGAAAGAAGAUUUGUCAGACAUCAUUGACAAACUGUCAAAAGAAUUAGACAAAAACAAGCGGGACCAAAUUGAAGUUUCAGCAAGUGAGAGGGCAAAAGCUAGACAUCUUUCAGCACAUGCAAAAGCAGGAGACAUUUUAUCGCAUGAAGUAGCUUCUGAGAGCGAACAGGAAGGCGAGGUGAUCUUGAGGCACCCGGUCAACCGAGGUCGUCCUAUGUCGUCAACAAUACACCGCUACAUCAAAGGGGUCAGUCCUAAGCCAUACAGACGAGACACAAUAACUCCUUUGCCCUCAGAUGCUCACAUAGAAGAGCUGAAAAGAAACGGAAGUCUGAGACCCAGACCGAUGUCUAUGGGUGGUAUGAGAGUGCGACCUAGAUCUGAGAUUGAGAAAGAUCUGCACAAGAAACGCUCUCAGUACUUCGGACUUUCAAAGCAAGAUCAAAUUUACCUGCUAAAUACUUCAGUUAUAUACCAAGACUUCAAUAGCGAUAAAAACAAAUCAUUUUUGGACUCGAUGCCCAUAGAUCAUGUGGAAAGUAACGGUUACCAAUAUUCGCAAGCUUCGGUCAUUCAACCGAAGAACGAAACGGCAGAAUCUCAAUCGACAAUAACGAACAAUAAUCGCAAAAGCGACCAUACCAUAAAGGGUGACGAAGAAACAGAUGAUGUUGAGGAAAUUGUUCAAAACCCAAAAGAGCUCUCGUUUGUUCAAUCCGUUCCAAUGAACUUUGAAUUUAGCUCAGCUGACGAAACUGAUCAACCAAAAGAACCCCAGAAAACCAAAAGUUCAAAGCCAGAGCCAAUUGAUGAAACACUCCCGCGGAGAAAGCCGAAAGCUACUCGCAAUUCGGCAGUUAAUGACGAGAAACCAGAGCGACAGAGAUCCCGCUCACUUGCUGACAGACUCAGACGACUAAUUACAUGUUCAUCCACAGCAUCGAGUACAUAAAUUCGAAAAAUUUAGAAAGACAUCAAAAAUAGGACAAUUGAUUAGAAAAAUUUUGCUUUUAAUUUAAUAAUGCCUGACUGUUUAGCUUUGAUUAAAAUUAAAUUCUCCAAAUUUCAAAAAAAAUACA
This is a messenger RNA of Symsagittifera roscoffensis, 4266 nucleotides long. RefSeq names its product dentin sialophosphoprotein-like. Lineage: Eukaryota; Metazoa; Xenacoelomorpha; Acoela; Convolutidae. Bases 150 to 4139 code for a protein of 1329 amino acids. The record is from RefSeq and is a predicted model, not a curated record. The transcript has 4 exons.